AUGGAGUCUCUAAAGAAGAACAAUUUCAAGACACCGGCAGGCCAUACGUAUACCUACUGGACAUCAGAGGCGAAGGGCACAAAGCCGACGUUACUCCUACUGCACGGAAAUCCGGACUGCGCUGCUCUAUGGACAGACCUGAUCAACCACUUCUUGCUACCAGAAGGCUACGGCAUCAUCGCUCCAGACCUGCUUGGCUUUGGCAGCACAGACAAGCUCAAGGGUAUUGCGAACUACACCAUGAGCUCAAUUUCAAACGAUCUACUCGCCAUCCUCGACGAAGAGGGUUUGAAACAAGUCAUACCCCUCGGCCACGACUUCGGUGCAAAUCUCGCCAGCAAGUUUCAUGCCUUCGCGCCAGAACGCGUUUGUGGACUCGUCACGUUGGGUACGACAUAUCUUCCACCUUCGCCGUAUCCUUUCGAUUUCGAGCAGAUACGCGGAAUGCAGGAGCAGUACGUGGGUUACUGCUCCAUCUGGUACUUUCCACUCUUCACGUCAGAAAAAGGCUAUCGAGUGAUCGAUGAAAACGUCGAGAACAUGUUCACGGCGCUGCAUGGUGGUGGGGACCGUAUGAAGGAGGUUUGUUGCUAUGAGGGUGCUAUGGAGAAUUGGUUGAGGAAGCCUUCGAACGUGGAGAAGGAGGUAUUGCCAUAUGCGAGGAACGAUCAGUUUCGACAAGAGUGGAUCGAUAGAAUGAAGCAGAACAGCUUCAGAGCCCCUCUCGACUGGUACAAGGCGACAGCUCAGAGUCUGGACUUUGAGGCCGAGAACGACGCGUUGAAAGCCGGCAACCAUGUCGUCAAAGUUCCGUACCUGUUUGUUGCUGCAUUGAAAGAUCCCUUGGCGCCCUCGGCGGCCGUUCAGGGACCUAUUGCUCAGGGGUUGCUGCCAGACGUUACGCUUGAAGAGGUUGAUGCCAGUCACUGGUGCAUGCUUGAGAGACCUGCAGAGGUCGGACAAGCAGUAGUGCGUUGGCUGUCUAGCAAGUUCUAG
This is a messenger RNA of Zasmidium cellare ATCC 36951, 996 nucleotides long. RefSeq lists its product as uncharacterized. Gene Ontology annotation, molecular function: catalytic activity. NCBI's taxonomy places the organism in Eukaryota, Fungi, Ascomycota, Dothideomycetes, Mycosphaerellales, Mycosphaerellaceae. The transcript has a single exon. The coding region runs from base 1 to 996 and encodes 331 amino acids. The record is from RefSeq and is a predicted model, not a curated record.